Mytilinidion resinicola is the source of this 1999-nucleotide messenger RNA. RefSeq lists its product as uncharacterized. Gene Ontology annotation, biological process: riboflavin biosynthetic process. Gene Ontology annotation, molecular function: GTP cyclohydrolase II activity. NCBI's taxonomy places the organism in Eukaryota, Fungi, Ascomycota, Dothideomycetes, Mytilinidiales, Mytilinidiaceae. Bases 295 to 1953 code for a protein of 552 amino acids. The transcript is spliced from 5 exons. The record is from RefSeq and is a predicted model, not a curated record.
GUGCAACAGCUCACGUCCACCUUCCAAUUAGCUACAAGACCACAGUUUUCUAUUUAAGGCGGCCAUUCCCGCGCCGCUUCUGUCCUUCUUUCCUCUUCUUUUUUUUGCCUCUCCCGUUUUUCCUUGGAGGGGUCACCACACGCUUCAAUUCCAUCCCACUCUUCACGUCUAUCCUUUGUCUCAAGCUAGCCGCAAGGGAGGAUUGACUAAGUAGUCUUUCGGCGUCAGCACGUCUCACAUUGUCAAUUGUAAUCCAGUCAAUCGGGCUUUUGUCUCGACUUCACAACUGCAGCCAUGGCUUCAAACACAAGCGAUCCUGUGCUUGCUCAGAUAUUGGAGGGGCUGGCGGCGCUCCGGAAGGACAAUGCUACCCUCGCGUCAGCGGUUGACGAGAUCAACGGCCGUGUGAACAUGUUGGCGGGGGUCAAGCAGCUUCAUGAUGUUGCUGCUGCGGCGAAUGGCUCCUCAGCGCCUGCGAAGGCGGAGGAGAAGCCAAAGGAGACUGUUGCGAGCCUCAGUGAGACAUAUGAGGGUGCCCCCACUGCUGCCGAAGUGCCUAAGGAACGCCGUGCUAGCACUACCUCCAAGAUCAUCCUUACAAGUUAUCCUGGUCAGGCGGGCGUAGACCCAUUGCCUAUGGAUUGGGGCAAUAAGGAUCCGAAUGUUCGAGGACCAGUUGUAGUAUCAAGGCACCCGGGCACCAUCCGUCGACGAAAUGCAAUCGGCGCCCACGGCGGUUCCUACUCCAUCUACCACGCCCUCGCCGUCGCCAGCAAAGAGCUCGACGUCUCGCACAAGCCCGAUUUCACCAACACCGAGCCCGCCGCCGACAUAGGACCAUUCCCGCAAUGGAGCGAUGCCAAGAAGAUCGUCUCCAUGGACCCUCUAGGCCACCUCGCCCCCUGGCUCUUCGCUGAGACGAUCACAAAGGACAAUGUCGAGAUCAGGCCCACCAUCGCUAUCACCCGCGCGCACAUGAAGCUGCCCGAGCUCGAAGAGAGCGUUCGGAAAGGGCGCCUUGUACCGGAUGGCAAGAUCUGCCUCAAUUCGUCUGGAGAGCUAGCAGUGACCAAGUUCGCGGUUGAGCCCGUAUGGUAUCUGCCUGGUGUAGCGGAGAGGUUUGGAAUCGAUGAGGGAACGCUGAGGAGGGCGUUGUUUGAGGAAACGGGCGGAUCUUACCCCGAGCUCAUCACUCGUGGCGAUAUCAAGCUCUUCCUCCCGCCCAUCGGUGGUCUGACAGUCUACUGCUUCGGCGACCCAGCCAAGAUGUCUGAUCCCAACGUGCGUCUUGCGCUGCGCGUACACGACGAGUGCAAUGGCUCGGACGUCUUCGGUAGCGAUAUCUGCACAUGCCGUCCAUACCUCAUCUUCGGCGUCGAGGAGGCGGUCAAGGAGGCGCAGAAGGGUGGUUCCGGCGUUGUGAUUUACUUCCGAAAGGAGGGUCGCGCGCUGGGCGAAGUGACAAAGUAUCUAGUCUACAAUGCUCGCAAGCGUGGCACUGAUCGCGCGAGUGAGUACUUCCAGCGGACGGAGAAUAUCGCGGGUGUCAAGGAUAUGCGGUUCCAGGCGUUGAUGCCGGAUAUCCUGCAUUGGUUGGGAAUCACCAAGAUCGAUCGCAUGCUCAGCAUGUCCAACAUGAAACACGACGCCAUCGUCGAGCAAGGCAUCCCCAUCCUCGAGCGCGUCCCAAUCCCCGACGACAUGAUCCCGGAAGACAGCCGCGUCGAGAUAGACGCCAAGAUCCAUGCUGGCUACUUCACGACGGGCCAUGUCAUGUCGAUGGAGGAACUGCAGAACGUGAAGGGCAGAGGAUGGGAUGAUGUCGAUGUGAGUUUUUCUGCCCCCCGUCUACAUCCUCCGCAAAGGCUCUUCUUCUCUAACACUACUCUACCAGCACUGAACUCCCCAACCCACGACUAUAUCAGCGGAGCGGUCGAUGUGGCUGAUGGGUAAUGGGGAUGAGAGGGUAGGGUUUCGCGACGAGCUGGGGCAAGGGCGG